This is a messenger RNA of Myotis brandtii (Brandt's bat), 2754 nucleotides long. It is a transcript of the gene ARPP19, whose product is annotated as cAMP-regulated phosphoprotein, 19kDa. Gene Ontology annotation, molecular function: protein phosphatase inhibitor activity. Gene Ontology annotation, cellular component: cytoplasm. The transcript has 3 exons. The record is from RefSeq and is a predicted model, not a curated record. NCBI's taxonomy places the organism in Eukaryota, Metazoa, Chordata, Mammalia, Chiroptera, Vespertilionidae. Bases 43 to 378 code for a protein of 111 amino acids.
UCAAAAUCCUCUAAGACUAAAAUUGAGAAGAUGUAACAACACAUGAAGCUGUUCAAGAUGAAGGAGAUAUUGAUGCUAUAUAAGGAAAUGGAAGAUAAAGUGACUAAUCCAGAGAAAGCUGAAGAAGCAAAAUUAAAAGCAAGGUAUCCUCACCUGGGACAAAAGCCUGGUGGUUCCGAUUUCUUAAGGAAACGAUUGCAGAAAGGGCAAAAAUAUUUUGAUUCUGGAGAUUACAACAUGGCUAAAGCAAAGAUGAAGAACAAGCAACUUCCUGCUGCAGCCCCGGAUAAGACAGAGGUCACUGGUGACCACAUUCCCACUCCACAGGACCUUCCUCAACGGAAACCAUCCCUUGUUGCUAGCAAGCUGGCUGGCUGAUUAAAAGAGCUGAACUGCAUGAAUCUUCUAAUUCCCAUUGUUUUUCCUUAAUAUGUCACUCCCCGCUUUUUAUUUCCUUCCACUCACAAAGUCAUUUGAGAGUGACAGCUUUGCAGGUAGUGGUAGUGUGUGCUACUAUUGUAAGGGAAGAUACAUGUAAGAGUUUUUGAUUAGUUUAACAGUGCACUGAUGAAGAGAACAUGUUAGAGCAGCAUAAAGUAAUCUACUUGAAAAUAAUUGUAUAUAUUACCUAACUGCUAGUGUAGGGAGGUCCUAACAACUACGAAGCAAGUUUUACAAUUUUAAUGUUUUGGCUUUCUUUACUUCAUCCUAAUUAUAGCUUUGUAGGUUACUCUUAUUUAAUUAACCUCUAUUGUAUUGAUUUCUUUGUUAUCUUCCUUUUGGAUUUUAUAAACAGAAGUUUAAGACCACAAGUUGGACGAAAAGUCACAUAUUUCAAACACAAAUAGAUGGGGCUCCAAAAGAUUUGUAUUUCUGUGCUUGGACUUGAAUGGCCUUAAACCUGUUUCAGCUUUAACAAUAGAAGUUUACUUGGGCAAUAUUUGCCCAUUCUGGUGUAACUUAUGUGACGCUAGUGCUUAACAACUGCCGUUGAAGCUAAUAUUCUUCUUCAGUUCUAUAGUUAGAAUACCUUUUGUUGUUAAAGAUAUGAAUGAAGUAUGCAUGUGCAUCGACUGUUGAAUUCACUUUUGUGCCAUUUUUGUAAAUACAAUAGUUUUGCACAACCUCUCACAAAUGUCUGUAUUAAUUUCAUAUAUUAGAAAGUAGAUGAUGUGCCAACCAGAAGCACAAAAGUUCCUACACAAAACUCUGUAUGUCAUUAGAGCUUUUGUAUAGUAAGAGUAGUUUACAAUCCUGGGCUUAUAGAAUACCAAACUGACAUCUUUGCUCAGUCUGCCAUAGACAAGCUUUUUCAUUUGUUAUUAAUAUCCAUGACAUUCAGUGGCCUUGUGCAAAUAUGAUAUGUUGCUUAGGCAUAUCUUUUGUCCUAUGCAGAACAUUUCAUUUUGACUUUUAGGGAAAUUGCAAUUCAUGUAAUUUAUAUAAACUUUUAAAUGUAGAAACUUUUUACUUCCACAGUCAGUUUUGGGGACACUAAAAUAAAAGGCUUCAAAGCUCUGCCUCCUGUGGCCCCUCCCUUCUUUUUUUUUCUUGCUUCUUUGACUCAAAUAUUGGGCUGUGCUGUUCAGUCUGUUCGGAAGCAUAAUGUCUAUAUCCUAACUCUUGAAACUUGCUCUGCUGAAUGCUGGAUUUUAUAAUGAUGUUUUCCUUAACAACAUUUUAGUUAACCAUUGUUAUUGCUAUAUUAUUAGUAUUUGACAGUUUCAGUAAAAGGAACUUUAUAAUGAAACAAGUUCUUGAGAAGACUGGCCCGAGAACCUAUGUCAGGAUGAGCUGAACUCUGGUAAAUAAUUUUAAGGAAUUCUGAUGAGCUAAGUGAAUUAAGCUUGUGACGAUUAAUGUACAUGAUAGGUGGAACAUACUCAUACUAAAAUAUUUAGAUGUCUUGCUUCUAUAGAUGUCACUUUAAUAAAAUAUCAAUUUAUUUUUACUUGUGUUUUUAUCUAAUUAGUAAGAACUUCAACAGACUUUAUUAGGACAAAUUUACUGCUCUUAUAGGAACUCUUCCCAUAAGUCGUUGUAAUGUUCUAGUGUGAUGAGGAUCAGUAAUCAGAUGAUACUAUUUUUCUCUUCAUCCUUGACUUGCACAGGGCCACCCUUCUUUUGGGUCCAGGCACCUAAAUCAUCAUAGAUGGUGCUUUGAGUAUAGCACCUGCACUUAAAGACAGCCUAACGCUCUGAGGAAAGCUCACUGAUUAUCUUUGUGCUCUACCCACCCCAAAAAGCAGAAAUGAACAAAAUCAGUAAUGUGUUAAUUUGUAAUUUUAGGAAAUGGGAACAAGUAGGAUAUUCCACAAUACCUAUAAUUAUUGCAGGAUCGAUUUAAGAAUUACAAAAUAGUGCUGACUUUGGCGCACAUACACUAAAAUUGGAAAAAUAGAGGUUAGCAUGGUCCCUGUGUAAGAAUGACAAGCAAAUUCAUGAAUAGUUCCAUGUUUAAAAAAAAAAAUUACAAAAUACUCCAAAGUAGAAAUUCUGCAAUAUCUAGUUUUUUAAAAUGUUUAUGUGCAAGCUAUCACCAUUAAAUCUAUGCAUCAGAGAUGAAUCUGAAAGAUCAGAGAGACCGUAUUAUUCUUGACCAUGAUAGCACUCCUGCUGUGAUUUGUGACAAGUGAUGUAACGUCUGCCUGAGUUUUAGUUUGUAAAAUACAAAGCUAAUAUUUAACCUACCUCAAAACUUGAGGAUCUGUGAAAUACUGAAUAAGUGCCCAAAAUAAAAUAUUGUUGAUUGUC